AUGGCUUCUACAAGCGAAAGAAAUUCUGCAGUGAGAACUCAGGAUAGGUUUUGCCCUGAAGGUGGAGCCUGCAAGCAUGGAUUCCUCAUCAAAUCACCACCUCCUCAACUUUUCGGCUCACAGAAUUCCUGGAAAAGGCGUUUUUUCAUCCUGUCCAAAUCCAGCAAGGGCAAUUAUAUCCUGAAGUAUCUAAAAGGCCAGAACAUAAAAGGCUCCAUAGCUGUUGAUCAAAUCAUAAAUAUUGAAGUUGGCAUAAGCAAUCCUGAAAUUAUGGAAACGGUGAGGAAGAUGUUUAAAUGCCUUCCUGAACAGGUGAUGUCCAUCAGUACUGGAAACAGAUGUUACUACCUCAUUGGGAGCAGCAGGCAGGAAACAGAGGACUGGGUCACUGCAAUAUCUUCAGUCUGCAAGGAGGUCAAAAGAGGCGGAUGCUGCCCUCAGAACCAAGAUCUUCCAAAUCCAGAAGUCAGAAGCCGGCCCUCCUCUUUGCCACUAUUCUUGAAUUCUGCAGAUACAACCAGUUUCCUGGAAGGGCAAAGUUACCGGAAGGAGAAUGGUCCCUCGGAAGACAAGAACAGGCCUAAUUCAGAUCCUGGCCUUCAUCAGGCUCGGUGUGACUCACCAAGAGGAGUUUUUGCAAGCCUGCAAGAAAAAAAUCUUGGAAAAAGUGACGAAAAUCUGCUGUUGCCAGAUACAGAUGAAGACAUCAAAAAGGACGAAGAUGACUAUUACCAAACUCCCAGCAGUAUUUUAGCAAAGUGCACUACUGAAGUAGCAAAGCCUGACCCUACAGCUGAGUCUGAUGUCGCUGUGCAAGAGAAGCCAGUGCAGAAGAACCCAGUAAAGGAGAACAUUUAUAUGUCAAUGAAAUCACUUAGGUUGCUGGAUGACAGUUGCCAGCUCAUGUGCAGAUGUGAUGGGUUCCUGUCUCUUCCCAAACUCCAAGACAACAGUGCACGUCCAAGAGACUUGGAAGCAAACACAGACCUACAACUCCCAGAAAGCAGCAUCAGCCAGCAGCCAACCCUUCAGAGAAGGCAAAAUUCAUUACCACUUUCAGUGAUUCAGUUGUCUAUACUGCUCAGUCAAGUUACAGAUAAGACCCAGCUGCAGAAUUUGGAUAUUUUUGUCCCCCUGGCUGAUAUUAAGAAUUACCUAAAACUUACCGAAGCAGCAGGACAAAUAUGUGUCUCACAGUGGACUGGUCCUUGCCGACUGGGAUGUUUGUUUAAUCACGGAGACCACAUCGUGGCUGUGAAUGAUCUGCAACCCCAGGAUGCGGAGGAGGCUUACUUCUUCAUCAGCAGGUCCACAAGAAAAGAGGUGAAACUUACUGUACGUAGGAUUCCACAUUCGGAUAUCUUCCAUGUUAAAGGUUGCUCAUGUUCCUGA
Molecule: messenger RNA, 1392 nt
Organism: Balearica regulorum gibbericeps (East African grey crowned-crane)
Lineage: Eukaryota; Metazoa; Chordata; Aves; Gruiformes; Gruidae
Source: RefSeq, a predicted model, not a curated record